Messenger RNA from Acanthopagrus latus (yellowfin seabream), 2110 nucleotides. It is a transcript of the gene cers5, whose product is annotated as ceramide synthase 5. Gene Ontology annotation, biological process: ceramide biosynthetic process. Lineage: Eukaryota; Metazoa; Chordata; Actinopteri; Spariformes; Sparidae. The record is from RefSeq and is a predicted model, not a curated record. Gene Ontology annotation, molecular function: DNA binding; sphingosine N-acyltransferase activity. Bases 184 to 1350 code for a protein of 388 amino acids. Gene Ontology annotation, cellular component: membrane. The transcript has 10 exons.
AGAGCCGGAUGUGCAGCUCCCACUCCGGCUCCCUUAACUUUGCGGUGAAGUUGAGUGUGGCAGCUCAUCUUUUCGAGUGACCCAGGGGCAGGAGGGGUGUACAGCAAGUCCCCGCACAUCUUUUCUUUCGGAUAAGACACGAACUAACUAAGUCAUCGUCCGGGGAAAGGCACUCUCUGAAACAUGGCUGCUCUCUCAGCCUGGUUUUGGAACGAGAGGUUUUGGCUGCCACACAAUGUAACCUGGGCGGAUCUGGCAGACCCAGCUCCCGGGGUGGAGUACCCCAAAGCUGGACACUUGUUGAACGCCUUGCCGCUUGCUCUGGGAAUUUUCGCCGUCAGGAUACUCUUCGAAAGAUUUAUUGCCAGCCCCUGUGCCUGGAGUCUCCACAUUCAGCCAGGUGUUUUACGACAAGCUCAGCCCAAUGCAGUGCUGGAGAAAGUGUUUACAUCCAUCACAAAGAAUCCAGACUCUCGCCAUCUGGACGGCCUGUCCAAGCAGCUGGACUGGGAGGUGCGAAAGGUCCAGCGUUGGUUCAGACACCGCAGGAACCAAGAUAAACCCAGCACACACACUAAGUUCUGCGAGAGCAUGUGGAGGUUUACAUUUUAUUCGUGCAUAUUUACCUAUGGGUUUCGGUUUCUGUGGCAGUCUCCUUGGAUUUGGGAUACACGGCAUUGCUGGUACGGUUACCCCUAUCAGGUCAUGACUCCUCAUCUAUACUACUACUAUGUGACAGAACUGGCCUUUUACUGGUCGCUCAUGUUCUCCCAGUUCACCGACAUUAAAAGGAAGGACUUCCUGAUCAUGUUCAUCCAUCACCUGGCUACAAUCAGCCUGAUCAGCUUUUCCUACGUCAACAACAUGGUGCGAGUUGGGAGCCUCGUCAUGUGUGUCCACGAUUCCUCAGACUUCCUGCUAGAGGCAGCCAAGCUGGCAAACUACGCAAAGACCCAGCGCUUGUGUGACUUCCUCUUCAUUGUGUUUAGUGUGGUAUUCUUCAUCACACGACUUGUUAUUUAUCCAAUAUGGAUCCUGAACUCCACUAUGUUUGAGAGCUGGGCCAUAGUCGGGCCGUACCCGUCCUGGUGGCUCUUCAACUUCUUACUGCUGGUCCUCCAAGUGCUGCACAUCAUCUGGUUCUACCUCAUAGCCCGGAUAGCUGUCAAAGCCAUGCUGCGGGGCAAGGUGUGCAAUGAUGUCCGCAGCGACAUUGAGAGCAGCUCGGAUGAUGAGGUCGACACGCCCACAGAAGGCCUCAAGGCUUCUCACACUCCCAAAGGAGAAAACGGCACUAACGGCCACUGUGCUGCUGCUAAAGCCCGCCUGCAGAACCACAGCAGCUGGUGACAUGGAGCCCCCUGCAGUUCAUCCCUGCAACAAGAGCUGUUUGUCCCAUGACGCUCUUGACAUGCGAGGCUCACCUACAUUCACUCACACACACACACACUCAUUCUGCUAUCACACUGACUGAUUCAUUCGUCGGUGAACCGAUGGUGGAUACACAGACACUGACAUCUGCUUUGGGAGCCCAGUAAUGACACGUAUGACAGAAAACUGAGAUGGAAAUCAGUUGAAGCAAAUAAUUUGCAUAGCCUUAUUUUUCAAACAAUGGGGAUUUAUUUGCUGCCACGUGUUGGUUGGUUUCAAUGUUCCCUCCCAGUUUUAUUGGUCAGAGGAACUUGAUUUUAUUUGAUUUCAGGAUUAAUUCACACCAAACCGCAAAGGGCAGAAAACUGUGAUGACGCAGCAGGUAUUAUAGAUAUAAAUAACUGUGUUCUAGCUGUGGUUUUAUCAGCUCUUUAUAAAAGGGCGCCUGCUGUGUUUUUGACCAAAAGUGCACUUCAACAGUUAAAAUAGUGUCAGUUCUGUCCUUUGCGAUUUAUUGUGGGUUUAUCUUUUAACCAUACCGUUUGUAAUAUGUUUAUUUCUGUUUUACUUUUUUUUUUUUUUACUACUUCUUCUGAGACCAAAUCUUUAUGAACUAGUUUGAUGUCACUGCCUUUAGAGGAAUCCAGGUAUGAGGACUGUACUAACUGUCUGGUAUCAAGUUCUCACUUGAGUGCCUUGUAAAAAUGUACUUCAAAAUAUAUUCUGUUGUGGAAACAUG